AUGCGAUUAAUCAACACCUCGACAUUGCUUCUGCACGACUUUCCGGGCCGGGAUGUCCCGCUGUAUGCAAUCCUUUCUCAUCGGUGGGAGGACGGCGAGGUGACUUUCCACGACAUGCAGAGCGGACUGGGGCCGGAGAGGGCGGGCUGGAUAAAGAUAAUCGGCUGUUGCUCGCAAGCCGCGCGCGACGGCUGGGAAUAUAUAUGGAUAGACACCUGCUGCAUCGACCGGAGCUGCGGCGCCGAAGUGUCGGAGGCGAUCAAUGCCAUGUUCGCCUGGUACCGGGACGCGCAGGUGUGCUACGUCUUCCUGUCUGAUGUCCCGUCGGCGCUUGAGGACCCCUUCGAGCCCGGCUCCGGCUUUCGGCAGAGCAGGUGGUUCCGUCGGGGCUGGACGCUGCAGGAGCUGCUCGCGCCGCCACGGGUGGAGUUCUACGCCCGGGACUGGACGGAGAUCGGGACCAAGUCGAGCCUCGAGGACCUGAUCGUGGUGAUCACCAGCAUCACCCACCUGUUUGAUUUCCAAGACGCGUGCGUGGCGCAGAAGAUGUCCUGGGCCGCGGGCCGGGCGACGACGCGGGCGGAAGACGAGGCCUAUUGCUUGAUGGGCCUUUUCGACGUCAACAUGCCGAUACUGUACGGAGAGGGCGCAGCGAACGCUUUCCUCCGCCUGCAGCAGGAGAUCAUCGGCAAGACGGACGACGAGUCCAUUUUCGCAUGGAGCCAUCAUAUGGGCGGCGGAGGCCUGCUGGCCGACGCUCCGGCUUAUUUCGCACGGUCAGGUGACGUGCGCAGAGCUGUGUUCGAUGCUGCGCGGCCGCCCCAUGCCAUGACCAGCAGAGGGCUGCGGAUGGAGCUGAUCCUCUUGCAGGGGCCAGAUGCGGAUUACGACGUGCAAUUGGCGCCUCUGAACUGUGCGAAGGGGGCGGGCAAAGAUGACCACUUCAUCACCCUCCAGGUCACGAAAUCCGGAUCGGGGCUGGCGAGCGAGGGGCUCUUUCAGACUCCCGAGUGGGAAGGCCGGCGAUCGAACCAGAUGUUCAGUUACAAGGCGCGGAAGCCCCUCUUUGGCCACCGGACGAUCAUCUUCUUCCCGCAGCAGCCGAGUCUCCAGCCGCGACAGCCGUCUCCUGCGGAGCGGGACCCGUGGCCGCUAGAGCAGAUUUCCGUUCCCACCCUCGCGCUGCUCGAGUGCGGCUUCCAUCCGUCGCAGCGAUCGACGCCCGAGGACGUCGUGCGCUGGACGCAGGAGGACGUCGCCGCACCUCUCGUGCGCCGAAGCGUGCGCAACGGCGAGAUCACCGAGCUGUUCUUCACGAACGAGGACUUUGGCGUCUUCGAUCUCGCCAUCGGGAUGACGGAUCACCGGCUGUGGGUCGACAUCGUCUUACCGCUCAAUCCCUCUCAGCGCUUGUCGGGCGCGGAAUUCCCCGGCGCGCGGGAGAUUGGGAUUGGCAGGAAAGCGGACCGGAUCUCUCGAUGGCUGCGCAGUGGGCUCUCCGUCUCGGCGUCCGUGAAGGUGGCCGUGGAGAUGGGGAAGCGGAUACACAAGGUGGACGUCAUCAUCGGAUCUGGCGAUGAGCUGAGAUGGCCUGAGAGGAGGAUCGAGGACGGCGAAUGGCGCCUGAAGCCGACGAAGGGUCGGCGUCUAGCUGAAUAG
Molecule: messenger RNA, 1659 nt
Organism: Drepanopeziza brunnea f. sp. 'multigermtubi' MB_m1
Lineage: Eukaryota; Fungi; Ascomycota; Leotiomycetes; Helotiales; Drepanopezizaceae
Source: RefSeq, a predicted model, not a curated record